Messenger RNA from Mizuhopecten yessoensis (Yesso scallop), 5733 nucleotides. Its product is annotated as probable ATP-dependent RNA helicase DDX4. The record is from RefSeq and is a predicted model, not a curated record. Gene Ontology annotation, biological process: gamete generation; cell differentiation. Gene Ontology annotation, cellular component: nucleus; P granule. Bases 335 to 2725 code for a protein of 796 amino acids. Gene Ontology annotation, molecular function: RNA helicase activity; ATP binding; zinc ion binding. The transcript is spliced from 19 exons. Lineage: Eukaryota; Metazoa; Mollusca; Bivalvia; Pectinida; Pectinidae.
CUUCAUUGUGGCGGGAAACACUCGUGGAGUUUGACAGAAAACGCGAAGUCUCAGCUGGGACAGCGAGCUAUGGUUGACAGCGUUAAAUGUUGUCAAAUAUUAUUACUGGUAAAGUGUUAUAAGCGGAUGAUAUAUUUAAUUUCAUGAAAAGUCUGUGACAUUUCCGCGCCAUUGGCAAACUUGGCAGCUCGCGCAAUCGAAAGGGGAAAAUCUGAAACCACAUGUUCAGUAGCCAAACACAAUUAAGUUGUCACAUUGUCAUCCUUUCUUUGCAAUUACAAACAAGUAGUUUUAUUGAAGAUUUUUAAAGAAGGUUUUAAUAUACAAGGAGAUAAUGGAUGACUGGGGAGAUGGACCAUCCACUGAAGGUAGAGGAAGAGGAUUUGGCAAAGGAGGAUUUGGUGAUGGUGGAUCUACAGGCAUGACAAAAGGUCUAGGAAGAGGAGUAUUGCGGGCUGGCUUCACCGCUGAAGUGAAUGGUACCACAAAUGGAGACAGUGGUUUGUCUGGAGGGUUCUCAAACAUGUCGGUCUCCAAAUCAAGCUUUGGAGGUGGGGAAAGCAAGGGAGGAUUCAGAAGCAAAAGCAGUGGGGGAGGUGGCGGCAGUGGUGGAGGUGGAGGAUUUGGUUCCAAAACACAGAAUGGAAGGGGUGGUUUUGGAGGUGGAGAGUCCAAUGGAAUGACCAAUGGAGGAGGUGGUGGUUUUGGUCGGGGAGGAGGUGGAUUCGGCAAAGGAAGCGGUGAUGGAGGUGGUUUUGGAUCAGAUCGCCCACCACGGGGAGGAGGUUUUGGAGGUGGGGGAGGUAGUAGUAGUGGCUGCCACAAGUGUGGUGAGGAUGGCCACUUUGCAAGGGAGUGUCCGACUGGCGGUGGAGGACGUGGUGGUGGAGGUGGUGGAAAAUGUCACAAGUGUGGUGAAGAAGGCCACUUCGCAAGAGAAUGUCCAACUGGAGGUGGCGGCGGUGGUGGUGGAGAUCGUUCUUGCUUCAAAUGCGGAGAGCAGGGACACAUGUCCAGAGAAUGUCCUAAAGGUGGUGGUGGCGGCGGCGGCGGUGGAGAUCGUUCUUGCUUCAAAUGUGGAGAACAGGGACACAUGUCCAGGGAAUGUCCAUCAGGUGCAGGUGGUGGUGGAGGUGGAAGUGGUGACCGUGGAUGCUUCAAGUGUGGAGAACAAGGCCACUUCUCCAGAGAAUGUCCCAAUGCAGAAAAAUCCGGAAUCCAACUUGAUCCAGACCGCCCUGCACCAUACAUCCCUCCAGCACCCUCUGAGGAUGAAACAGAAAUAUUUGGAGGUAUCUUGAAGGGUAUUAACUUUGAUAAAUAUGAGAAGAUUCCAGUGGAGGUCACAGGUCGAGGAGCACCAGCCUCUAUCAAAAGUUUUGAAGAGGCUGGUAUAUACGAGGGUUUCAUGAAAAAUCUUGUGAAGGCACAUUUUGAGAAACCAACGCCUGUGCAGAAGUAUUCCAUCCCCAUAGUGAUGUCGGGAAGGGAUCUAAUGGCCUGUGCCCAGACAGGGUCUGGCAAGACGGCUGCUUUCCUGCUCCCUGUCCUGACUGGAAUGAUGAAGAAUGGUCUGACUGGAAGUGCAUUUUCUGAAAUUCAGGAGCCACAGGCACUUGUAGUGGCUCCUACCAGGGAACUGGCCUUGCAAAUAUUUAAUGAUGCACGCAAAUUUUCACAUGGUACUAUGCUGCGUUCAGUUGUGCUGUAUGGAGGAACAUCGGUUGGAUAUCAGCUCAAACAAGUGGAGAAUGGUGCUCACAUUGUUGUUGGCACACCAGGGAGGUUGAUCGAUGUCAUCAACAAAGGAAAGAUAAGUCUGGCAAAACUCAAGUACCUUAUUCUGGAUGAAGCAGACAGAAUGUUGGACAUGGGAUUUGGACCAGACAUCAAGAAAAUUGUUCAUGAACUUGGUACUCCAGAUAAAACAGAGAGACAGACACUUAUGUUCAGUGCCACAUUUCCUGAGGAAAUCCAGAAAUUGGCUGGCGAAUUUCUCAAUGACUAUUUGUUUUUAACUGUGGGUCGUGUUGGAGGAGCUUGUUCAGAUGUAACACAAAACUUUUUCCAGGUGGAUAGGCAACAAAAGAGACAGAAAUUGUGUGAUAUACUGUCAGAAUCUGGUGCAGAUAAAACUCUAGUGUUUGUGGAACAAAAACGGAAUGCAGAUUUCUUGGCAUCAUACCUGUCGGAGUCCGGUUUCCCCACAACUAGCAUACAUGGGGAUCGUCUCCAAAGAGAAAGAGAAGAAGCUUUACGAGAUUUCAAACAGGGCAAGGCUCCCAUCUUGAUAGCCACAUCAGUAGCAGCACGUGGCUUGGACAUUCCCAAUGUGAAACAUGUUAUUAACUAUGACCUACCUCAGUCGAUUGACGAGUAUGUACACAGGAUAGGCAGGACUGGGCGUUGUGGCAAUCUGGGCAAAGCUACCAGCUUCUUCUCUGAAGAUGGUGACGGCAGUCUUGCCAAACCACUCCUGCGAAUCUUGGUAGACGCUCAACAAAAUGUCCCGGAUUGGCUGGAAGCCUCCGGGCAAAGCAGCAUGUCUUCUGGAUCAUAUUCUGGAGGUGGUCGAUUUGGAGGUAGAGACAUCAGAAAGGACCAGGAAAGGACGCGAGAACACGCAGGAGAUGGUCAGAACUCGUACUCUGGAUACGGCAGUGGAUUUGGUGGUCAGGCUGCCAAAGUGGGUGGUGGUGACGACGAUGAAGAGGAUUGGGACUGAACCUGCCAUGGGUAGACAUAACUUGCUUACACUAGCCCUGUCUCCAGCUGUAUGGAUGUACGUGGUCCAGUUGGGGGGCCACCAUGUCGUGUGCUAAUACUUGUGUGUUCUUUGAUUGUGGAGACUUGAUGGUGAUCUAAGGAGAGGGACCUUUGUGUUUUAGAAGAUACCAGGACAAUCUUCUGACGCCUUGUAAACAUUUGAACGAGCCAUAUUCAUGUGGGAGAAAGGAGUCCCAGUGUUACAUUUUUCAUUGUUGAACUUUUUUUUCUAUGUUAAAAUUUGUUUCCAAGUGUUAAAACAUUUAGAGUAGGUACCUAUUAAGUUUUUUUGUAAGUCAUGACAAGAUGUACAUUUCCUUUUCCUGUAGGUUAGUGUCUGGCCACCGAUGGAUAGUGAAGUUGCACAUUUCUGUGGAAAUAGAAUUUGCAGUCCUGAGUUCUCCCAACUCGGUCCUUCAUAUUAAAAUUGUUUUAGGGCUGGCUUGCAAUCGGUGGAUCUACUAGUGGAAAUGAAAUGCAGAUCAUUUUCAAAUCCAGAAUGUAGAUUGAACCUUUGGUAGUGUUUUAUGUGCAAACCUAGUGCUGGGAAAGAUGUGGUACUUCAUUGUUAUAAUCUGUACUCGUGGGAAUGCACAUCUGUAUUCCUGGGGAGGAUCUGAGCUAUCUGGUUUUCAACUUGAGUGUUCAGCCUGUUUGCAUCUGGACUGUCCUCAUCUAUUGCCAAUGCAUCAAUUCCAGGGGGUUUGCAGAGGAAUCAUAUUUGCAGACUUGCCAAAAACUGUAUUUAAGUGAGCAAGUUUAAGCUACAUUAUUUGCAUACGACAGGGUCAGGACGCAUCAUUUAAAGUUUUCAGCUGUUUAUUCCAGAAUUGAUAAUGUACUAAAUUUAUUUGAUUCAUUUAUAUUGUGUGUAGGAAAUCAUAUGAUUUGCAAAUGUGUUCAGUUCAGCUGUCUUUUAAUGCCUGAUCUGCCAUGUUCAUUAUGUUGCUGGAUGGUAUGUGAAAUGUGGCUGGAACAGUAUUACAAGUGAAAAGAAAUCAGUUCUUUGAAGAAAUCCCAAGUGGACUUCAGAACAACCUUAGCCAUAUUCUACAAUGUUUAUAUGACCGAGUGUAACAAAAGAUGGGCAGUUGUUUAAAAAAAAAUUCCAGCUCGAGUCAUUUUAAUACUUAAUAUGUUAAGACAAUCAGUAAGUUGCUGCUGCACUUGAACGGAGGGGUGCUCCACAAACUUGGGGUCACAGGAAAGGAUUUGGUUGUGGCUAUUUUGUGAUAAACAUGUGAUGAUUGAUAGUUUAGUUCCAAGGGCAUUAUUGGUACUGUAAUUAUUAUCUUAUUUUUGUGUGUAUCUGGUAAACAUAAAGUUAAAUUACGUUUAUUUGUGGCAAAGUAUAAUAUUCUGUAAAUUGUGGCUUAGUUGACAAGAUAAUCUACCUGGUUUGCUAGGCGCCUAAAUGUUCUUGGUACAUUUGUAGUUGGUAUAUUGUAGAAAUACUCAGGUUUUUUGGACCACUGUGGGGAGUUUUAAGAGUUUCUUAAUUUAAAUCCAAAUUUUGUGCCACAGUAAUACCUAUGUUUAUCACAAAGUUUGAGUUCACCCAAGUUCUAGGGUAAGGAUCUGGAACAAAGGAUUGAAAACUGGGCGUCGGUAGGUGACUGCUAGAUAUUGGUAACCUUGACGAAUUUACCAAUCUUGUGCUACCUUUCUGAAAAAUCCUAGGGAAAAAGUGAAGGUUAUGUCAUGACUUUGUGAUGGAGAAAAAACUUGUGGUGUUCAUGGUAUUAAAGGGAGCAACAAAAAACUGCAUAUUAGGCACUACAUGUGUGGUGUUUGUGGCAAGGAGUUCAGUGAAAUGAACUAUAAAGGGGAACAACCAAAUGUGAUGUUAGUGCUAGGUGGUCUUACAGAGAACAGGAUUUUGAAAUUGUCUCUUACAUAACAUUUUAGCAGUCCUAUAAAUAUUUUGUUCAUAUGUGCCAAAAAAGAACAGAUUAUGUUUGCUUCGAUUGAUGAACAAGACAUGCACCAAUCAAAUGUCCUGGUAAAUUGUCAAAUGAUUUAGUGCUGAAAGAAAUUUCACCCUUUUAUUCUGGCUGUAGUAAAUAAACUGCAUAGUGCUGUGAUGUGUAUGUUUUACCAGGAUAUUUUACUGUACAUGUUUUGGGUAGGGUAUUGUGUCUGGACUGAAUGAAGUCUUGUUCUAACUGAUUUUAUUGGUGGCAAUUUUCCAAUUGUAUCCCAUUUUAUGCCAUGGUGCGUCGUCUGGCUGGUGUCAACUUUUUACUUUAAAUGACUUCUCAAUAACCAAGAGUGAUAAUAUUAGGCCAGUAGCAUGCUCAGAUAAAAGGCUAUGCAAUUUGCUCUAUUGAAUGACCUUCAACUAUAUUCCAGGUCACAGAGGUCAAAAGUGUUAAAAUUUCUGAAACAUCUCCUCAGUUACCAUAGGCAUAGGGUGAUAUUUGUUUUAGAAUAAUGAUGCUGACCCACUUUCAAGGUCACUGUGCUUAAAAUUCUUUAUAUAUUGGAUCUUGGUCCACUUUUAAGGUUACAAGUGUGAGAUGAUUACCAGACGAGCGAUGCAAGCCUGUUUUGUCUCUUGUCUCCAGAUACAACAAUUGAGUUUUGUAGGAUAACUUUCACAUUGUCUCAGAAUUUAGCAUCACAUUAAAUUGUCCAAACAAGUUUUUAACCAUUUUAUCCAUGUUCUGUGAUCACCUGCAAAACGAGUAUGCUUCCAUUGACAAAUUUCAUGUGGUUGUUGAUUCUAGUCCCCUGCUGUUAGAUUAUUUCAAACUUCAGAUGAUGUUCACUUGCUGUUCUGGUCAUACUGGAUUGGUUUUACGCAGUGUAGUUGUGUUAACUUGUGUGAAUGUUGUAAAGACAACUGUGAUUAACUCUAAGCUACUCCACAUGUUCAUCUGAUCAUGCCUACUCCACAAAUAGUGAUAUAGCAUAUUUUAGUUGAGUAUCAUUUUACAUAAUGUACAAUAAAUAAUGAUGUUGAUA